Messenger RNA from Oncorhynchus kisutch (coho salmon), 1325 nucleotides. Its product is annotated as guanine nucleotide-binding protein G(I)/G(S)/G(O) subunit gamma-2. Gene Ontology annotation, biological process: G protein-coupled receptor signaling pathway. Gene Ontology annotation, cellular component: heterotrimeric G-protein complex. Gene Ontology annotation, molecular function: G-protein beta-subunit binding. The transcript is spliced from 5 exons. The record is from RefSeq and is a predicted model, not a curated record. Bases 464 to 679 code for a protein of 71 amino acids. Lineage: Eukaryota; Metazoa; Chordata; Actinopteri; Salmoniformes; Salmonidae.
GUAUGAGAGAGGGAGCCACAGCACAGCACAGUGAGAGAGUGUGUGUGUAUGAGCGCGCCUGCCUGCCUUCCUGCUAGCCUGCCUGACUGUGUGAGUGUGUGUGUGUGUGAGAGGGAGAGUCAGUAAGCGUGUGGAUACUACUCCACCAGACUGCAUGUCUCUGGCGACACUAGGGGAGCAGCACACACAUUACAGAGGCAGACCCUCAAACAGGAUGUACUACUGACUAGAACCAUUCAACGUUGGUCCAAUCGGAAUCCACGCUUCAACAUUGUUUUGAUCACCCGGACUGGGAUAUGUUCUGGUCAGCCUCAGAGAACAACAUUGAUCUAUACGCUGACUCGAGUAGGGCUGAACCAGAGUUCUGACAGAACUGCAGGCCAGGAGGACACCAGGACAGUGUGCGGCGGAGUGAGCAGACAAGACAGACAGACUACACAAGGCCUAGCUCAGAAGCCCUAUCAUGGCGUCCAACAACACAGCAAGCAUCGCCCAGGCCAGGAAACUGGUAGAGCAGCUGAAGAUGGAGGCCAACAUCGACAGGAUAAAGGUGUCCAAAGCAGCAGCAGACUUAAUGUCAUACUGCGAAGCCCAUGCCAAAGAGGACCCGCUCCUGUCGCCGGUGCCCGCAUCCGAAAACCCUUUUAGGGAGAAGAAGUUCUUCUGUGCCAUCCUGUAAACAGGAUGUGGUUUAUUUGGUCUGCUCAUCUUGGGACAUGAACGAGGACGUUCAAUAUGUAGACAUCUUCUAACAGGAGGGCUUGGUGAAGUACUAGUGCCCCUUUCUCUACAAUGGCACCUAAAGAGUGCAAUUAAAAACCACAGAGUAACACGUUACCAUUUACAGAGGUUAAGGGGUGUGCAGCAUGUUUGAUGGAUCCAUCUGUGUAGUCAGAUUACAACAGAAGAUAAGUGUGGUUAUCCACCCAAAAACAUGAUGGACAACCAAUCAACCAAGUCUUCAGGUUGUGUUGUGUUUUUAAAAAUGAAGGAAAAAACAACAACAAAAUAUUGUGUGGUUCUUUUGGAAACUUGAAAUCCAAGUGUUAUGUUCAAUGGUUUGUGGUGGGCUGGGUAGGGUAGGUGUGCUGGCUAACUGAGCUGCUUACCACGAGAUAUUACCACCUGUGUAUCUGAAUGUUUUUUAUUUUUGUUGUUUAUUUCAUGUUGAUUUUGAUUCUGAGAUUCAUUGGUUUGGCUAUAUCACUUAGAUAUCUUUGUAUUAUUGUACAGUACCAGUCAAAGGUUUGGACACACCUACUCAUUCAAGGGUUUGUAUUUAUUUUAAUAUUUUCUACAUUGUAGAAUAAUAGUGAAGACAUGAA